Molecule: messenger RNA, 457 nt
Organism: Racocetra persica
Lineage: Eukaryota; Fungi; Glomeromycota; Glomeromycetes; Diversisporales; Gigasporaceae
Source: the annotation of a GenBank genome assembly
GAAAUCAUCACGCUUUGGGAUCUUCAAUACAAGAAUAAGAAAAAUGACGAAGGUGAAGAGUUCACGCUUGAAUUAGUCGGGGAAUUGUUAGACAAGUGGGGUCCAAUACCCCGGUCAGUUCUUUUAAAAUGGGAUGAUAAGACAUAUCAAAAGAAAUACGAUAAUCUGAUUUCUAAAUCCGACUUAGAAAAAUGUGUGAACUCUAUUGAUAAGUCAGGCAUGCCUACAGAUACAAUUAGUGGUAGACUCGUACAUCUUGAUGUAAAAUCAAACUUUACGGAAUUUGUGUACCGUUUUACUUCUUCGAGGGUAUCUGACUUAAUGAUCCAGGCAUAUGAGACUAAAACAAAGAUUGAUGUUCGCAAUUUCGUCGCAAGCAGUCAUGAGCAUCCAAUGAUCGCUGGAUUUCGUGGCAAUCUGUUCGAAGACUAUGCUCAUCUGGAAUUGCAAAGAGGUG